This is a messenger RNA of Poecilia latipinna (sailfin molly), 3378 nucleotides long. Its product is annotated as gastrula zinc finger protein XlCGF57.1-like. Bases 18 to 2003 code for a protein of 661 amino acids. Gene Ontology annotation, molecular function: RNA polymerase II cis-regulatory region sequence-specific DNA binding; DNA-binding transcription activator activity, RNA polymerase II-specific. The transcript has 2 exons. NCBI's taxonomy places the organism in Eukaryota, Metazoa, Chordata, Actinopteri, Cyprinodontiformes, Poeciliidae. Gene Ontology annotation, biological process: regulation of transcription by RNA polymerase II. The record is from RefSeq and is a predicted model, not a curated record. Gene Ontology annotation, cellular component: nucleus.
AACAGAAGAAGAAGAAAAUGUCUAGUAGACGGACUCCAUCAACACAACAGCGGCUGUGGGAGCGCGGUGAUUUGUUUUUUGGGGUUUUUUGGUUUUCGAACCGGAGCCGGAGCGAAAAAAACACAGGAAGAUGGAAAGUUUGUGACUUCCGGGCAGAAGUGAAACGAACUGAAGCCCAGCUGGAACAGAAACAUCAGUUCAAACAGGAACACGAAAUGGAGGUUGUUUCCAACCCCGAAGAUCGGCUGCAAAGACUCGAUUUUCAGCAGAUGCUGCUGGUUAAGGAAGAGCUUCCUGAAGGACGGAGUCCUGGUGGGGACUUGUCGGAUCCAGAGUCGCUCCAGAUAAAGGAGGAGCAGGAGGAUCCCUGGCCCAGUAUGAAGGAGGAGGCUGAUGCCACCUGGUUUCCAGUAACCACAGUCAUCAUGAAGACUGAGGAAGAUGAGGAAGCGAAACCUGUUUCCUCACAGCAAAUGGGGAACGCAGAUCUUCUAGUCAGUCAUUCAGUUGACCUGGGGAAGUUAGAAACUGAGGAGGAGGACUGUAGGAACCUGGACUUUAAUGCAGACAGGAGCUCUUCAGAUACGGAUGUCAGUGAAGAAAAUGGGGGAAAUUUGAACAGUCCUGAUUCUCAGCUAGGAGACUUUUCUUUAAGGUGUUUGGUUAACAAAAAAUAUACAAUGAAGAAGAAUUUGAAAUCAACAAGGGAAUCCCAAAUGGAUCUGAAAUGUUUUAGCUGUAAUGAAUGUGGCAAGAGCUUUCUGAGGGAAAAUCUUCUAAAAAUACACGUGAGAAUCCAUACAGGGGAGAAACCAUUUAGUUGUGAACUUUGUGGACAAAGAUUUAUACAAAAAUCCAACUUGAACAGACACAUGAGAUUUCACACAGGGGAGAAACCGUUUGGGUGUCAUCUCUGUGGACAGACCUUUAGUUGGAAGUCUAGUUUAGAUUGUCACAUGAGAAUCCACACAGGAGAGAAACCAUUCAGCUGUGACUUCUGUGGACAAAGAUUUGGUGAGAAAUCGGUUCUAAACACCCACAUGAGGAUCCACACUGGAGACAAACCAUUCAGCUGUGAUGUUUGUGAACAAAGAUUUAACCAAAGAUCACAUCUAAAAAGGCACAUGAGAGUCCACACUGGAGAGAAACCAUUUUGCUGUGAGGUAUGUGGACAACGAUUUGGUGAUAAAUCAGUGCUAAACGUUCACAUGGGAAACCAUACGGGAGACAAACCAUUUGGUUGCCAUGUUUGUGGACAGCGAUUUAGUCGUAAGUGUAUUUUGGACAGUCACAUGCGAAUCCACACAGGAGACAAACCUUUUAACUGUGAUCUUUGUGGGAAAAGAUUUAGCCACAAGUCAGCUGUGAACAUCCACAGGAGAAUCCAUACAGGUGAAAACCCAUUUUGUUGUCAAACAUGUGGAAAAAGAUUUAGUCGAAAGUCAAUUUUAGAGAGUCACAGGAGAAUCCACACUGGAGAACAACCUUUCAGAUGUGAUGUUUGUGGACAAAGAUGCAACGAAAGAGCACAUUUAAAUAAACACAUGAGAAUCCACACAGGAGAAAAACCAUUUGGUUGUGACGUCUGUGGAAAAAGCUUUCGAGAUAAAUGCCAUUUCAAGAGUCACAUGAGGGCCCACACAGGAGAGAAACCAUUUAAUUGUGAUAUUUGUGGAAAGAGAUUUAGUGAUAAAUCAGAUUCCAAUAAUCACAUGAAAAUCCACACAGGAGAAAAACCAUUUGCUUGUGAGCUUUGUGGACAAAGAUUUAGACGAAAAUCCUGUUUGAACAUUCACAUGAGAAUCCACACAGGAGAAAAACCUUUUGGUUGUGAUUUUUGUGGGAAAACAUUUAGACAAAAAUCCUAUUUGAAAAUCCACACGAGAAUUCACACAGGAGACAAACCAUUUAGUUGUGAUGUUUGUGGGAAAAAAUUUAACAGCAAGUCAAAUUUAAAAAGUCACAUGAAAAUUCACACAGCAGCGGAAACUGUUCACAUGUGAAUAUUAAGAGAUCUUAAUGUGGAACACUUGAACGACUGCAAAGUUGUUUCUAAAACCCAUUUUCCUACUAAGAAUUUAAGUGUUUGAGAUGUGCCAAUGUCUGUUUGCAUAUUCAUAAUUUGUUCCUUGAACAUUUCAUUAGAUACAUAAAACCUGGUGUUGCAGCUGCAGGUUUGGCAGCCUGUGGGCUCAAAGGGGCUUUGCAGCUGCUGCACACACACUGGUUAUUUUUAAAACAAUGUAAUUGAGUUUUUACCUCUGACCAUAUGUAUGAAUAUUUCCAAGAUUUCAUGAAAAACAAAUUGCAAGUUGACAUUCUGGACGUUGUGAUCCAUUCUAAAUGCACAAAAGACUCGUUUUUGUGAUUCAGAUGUUUGCCACAUAUUUGCAAGGUCAGGGGUUAGUUGAGGAGUUUAAGGCACGGUUACAUCAUGAGACAAACUAGCACUUUUUGUGAUUGUUGGUUUUGAUUUUUGUCAAAAUUUUGAAAGAAUUAUUGAUACUCAAUGCCUAGAUGGAGAGUGGAGUGUGUUGGUUUAGCAAAGGAAAAUUAAUCUAAGGUCAAAUUUAACAUUUCAACAUAAUUGUUACAUAAACACACCAACAACCCAGAUUUCCAAAGUAGGUGUGAUGCAACUCAAUCAUGGGCUUCCUGAUUUGUGUCAGGUUCACUUUGGUGAGUUCAGUGAGCAAAAUGCUGAACCUUUCAGUUACCUACAGAUGUGUUUGAGUAAAAACUGUUUUGUUUUUUUUUGUUGUUUUUUGUUUUUAUGACAAUUAAGAUUUUAAAGCAACGGUAACCAAGUUUGGUUCCAGUUCCUCAGAAAAUUUAAAUCCUGCCAGGAUUCAGUUUUUCCUUCCUAAAGAAUAACUGGUGCUGCUAAAAUGUUCUGACAGUAAGGUGGAGCUCAGAUUGUUCAAACGGGUGAUAAAUGGGAUUUUGUGUGUAAUUUGUGAAGGUUUUAGAGUCGAUGCAGAGUAAAAAUGUGAGAACUUGGUAUGUUUAACCACAAGGGGGCAGCAGAGCUCUGAGUGAUGAUCAGCACCGUAACAGAAGCAGCUGAAGUUCAGCCACAGUGAAGCAAAUUUUACUAAAACCCCCAAAUUAUUAAACUUUUUACUUAAGGUAAAUGAAAUACACAGCCCUGUUGACUUGAUUUGAACUGAAGCCGUUCAUUUCUGGCUGAUUCUAAGACUUUAUCGACUUUAGCAGAGGAGAGAAGAACUCUACAAUGAUAAGUUGUGUAUCAGUUGGUCGCCGGGGCGCCAUGAGCUGAGCCCACGUUGGAGUCCUGGUUUCCAGUUGCUCGCCACUUUAUUUCCUGUCAAAUUAGUGUUCAAUAAAAGGUCAGUCAUGCCAAAAAAAUCUUUGAAA